GUAGGCAUAACAUGAAAGAGAGGAUGGAUUUGAUCUGUUGUUGCCACACGUGAAAGUGAAAUGAAUCCAGCAGAACACUGGUUGCAACGGAUUUCGCCUAUUGUGAGAGCGUGACAACUGUCUUGAAAACAAACUAUAUACUUCAGCCUACCUCGGAUGAGAUAUAACCUCUUGCUUUGUGCACUGGAAUAAAGGACAAAGUAAGCAGUUUCUUCACCAUGGACUGUCAAGAAAAUGAGUACCGGGACCAAUGGGGACACUGUGUCACCUGCCAACAGUGUGGCCCUGGACAGGAGCUCUCCAAGGAUUGUGGCUAUGGAGAAGGUGGAGAUGCAUACUGCACAGCCUGCCCUCCCCGAAAAUAUAAAAGCUCAUGGGGGCAUCACAGAUGUCAGACUUGCAUCACCUGUGCAGUCAUCAAUCGGGUCCAGAAAGCCAACUGCACAAAUACCUCUAAUGCUAUCUGUGGAGACUGUAUGCCCAGAUUCUACCGAAAGACGCGCAUCGGGGGCCUGCAGGACCAAGAAUGCAUCCCAUGUACAAAGCAGACUCCUUCUUCUGAGGUUCAGUGUACCUUCCAGUUGAGUUUAGUGAAGGUAGAUACACACACUGUUCCUGGUAAGGAAGCCACACUUGUCGCACUGGUGGGCAGUUUGCUGGUAGUGUUUGCACUGGCCUUCCUUGGACUCUUCUUCCUCUACUGCAAGCAGAUCUUUAACAGACAUUGUCAAUGUGUUGCAGGAGGUACAUUGCAAUAUGAGGCUGAAAAGGCAGUGGAGGAGGAUUCUCUUUUUCCCGUGCCACCUGGCCAGGAGACCAGUCCUGAAUUUCCAGUGAAUGAGAUCAAGCCACUCAACUCCAUCCUGGAUGAUGACUGCAGCUCCACUCGUGGCUUCCCUACCCAGGAGUCCUUCACCAUGGCCUCCUGUGCCUCAGAGAGCCAUUCUAAAUGGGUCCAUACCCCCAUUGAAUGUACAGAGCUGGACCUGCAAAAGUUUUCCAGCUCUGCCCCCUGUACUGGAGCUGAAACCUUGAGGGAGAACACAGUUGAAAGUUCCGGAGACAGCCUGGAGCUCCAUGUUCCUUUUCAAGUUCCCAGCCUUUGACUCUACUAAGGUGAGCUAGAAAAAAAUGUGGGUAAAAGACCAGGAGGUGUGGGGCCACUCUCAACAAAUUUCCAGCCCCAGUUCUAUUGUUUCAUAGGGCUUGAGUGGAAGAAUGGCAGGAAAUGAGGCUGGGAGAGGUUGAAGAUCAACAGUUGUGGCACUAAAUCUUUGAGCUAACUUUACAUCAGACUUGGAAGCCAGCAAUUGUCUGGAGACCCGGCAGGCUGGCAUGAUGCCAGUUUCUUCAUCUGGACCCUACUCUUGACUAGUCAUAUUGUUUACUCCUUUCAUUUGUAUAAACGCAAUACCAUCAUACAAAUUUGUAACUCUGUAUUCAGAUGAACCCCAGUUCCUGAACAGCCUUAUGAUCACGAGCAAAUUGCUUUACCUCGUUUAGACAGAGUCUUCUGCUCAUGAGUUAGUGUGAGGGUUGAAUGACAACAUAUGCAAGUGUCCUUUAUAAUGUCUUCGUGAGAAGUGUUUGUACCAUGAUGGCAUUUCCUUCCUUUCCCUGUGUUUCGUCAGCAAAUACAAAUUCCUUCUAUGUCCACUACAUUUUAUUUCUGAACUUUGUAACUUUAUGCCUUUGUGGUAGGCAAAUAAGAAAUAUGCUAAUCUCCUUUUAAACAGGUAGAAACUGAGCCACAAAGAUGAAAAGUGAUUUGCUUAAAGACACAAAGUAACCCAUUCUCAGAACUAGGCUAGAACCUGGAAUUAGCAGCCCCAUUACAGAGUUCAUUUAACUCCAUCAUUGGAUUUUGAAAUAUAUGUGUAUGUACCUCAAUAUAUGUCACUUAUACAUAUGUUGUAUGCAUGUAUAUGUGCAUGCGUGUGUAUAGAAACAUCUUAGAUAGAAAACCAGAACAUACACAAAAUUCAUUUGUGCUUCAUGUGCACUUUGCACACAUAACCUGAAGGUACUUUCAUGUGCUAUUCUUAGUACAAACUGUCAUGUGUG
Molecule: messenger RNA, 2064 nt
Organism: Myodes glareolus (Bank vole)
Lineage: Eukaryota; Metazoa; Chordata; Mammalia; Rodentia; Cricetidae
Source: RefSeq, a predicted model, not a curated record